AUGCCGCUCCUCCCGUCAAUUAAUGUCUCUAUGAAGCGUGUAGAAUCUGCCCGUGUAAGCAGCCGCCUCCCAUUCCAAGGGUUGCGUGCUCGUCUGAUGAUGCAAGAUACCCCUGGCCAAGAUAGACACGCCCAGCCACAGUCGAAUGCUUCUCUCCAGGCUUCCAACCUUCCUUCUCCAGGUCCCAGUCCCCUCGCAUUCCUCUCCGCUCUCCUCCGCCCGUCUCCCAAGCCUGUGAUCUAUGCGCCAUCAAACGCAGAAUCACCAGCCAGUCGUGUCGGUAGCCGUGGAUCUUCACUCCCAUUUACCUUCCCCCCUGAGCGCGGAGAAGCGAGCUUGGGGUAG
Messenger RNA from Colletotrichum paranaense, 345 nucleotides. RefSeq lists its product as uncharacterized. The transcript has a single exon. The record is from RefSeq and is a predicted model, not a curated record. Lineage: Eukaryota; Fungi; Ascomycota; Sordariomycetes; Glomerellales; Glomerellaceae. The coding region runs from base 1 to 345 and encodes 114 amino acids.